AGUUGGACUCUGAUCUUCUAUCUUGCCGGUAAUAUGUCUAGGAGUUCAACUGCAUCAGGCGGUCGGAAAUGGACGGCUUUAAAAAGAAAGACAAUGGUUACUUCCGCCUUAGGCAAUAAGCUAAGGAAAAAGCCGGGAACUCCUGAUAAAACUACUACACCUGGAACGGAAGCUAAUGCCGAAGAGGAAAAGAAAGUUAUUGUGAAUGAAGAAAUACUUCGUCUUGCAAUAAAACACGAAGAUCUCGUUAAGUUGAGGAAGGAAGAGAAGACUCCUGAGCCCACUCAACCACUCAGAGAAAUAUCAAUAAGAAGGGAGCGUCCUGAAAAAGAAUGGAAGAAACCACCUUCUAAGAGAAUUGCUGUUGCUAAGGAGGCACCGAAUGACGCUCCCCUUCGUCCUUAUAAUUUAAAAGACGGCGCCGGCCCUAGAUUUGAUCAUUUUGGGAGAAUAGUGCCCCAUAGUAUUCUUGGAGAUGCGUAUACGUAUCAAAGGAAUGCAAUUGAAACUGGCCAAUGGCCUAAUGGGGCUGUAAUUGAAUAUCCAGUACAAGAAAUGAAAGUUAAGAAUGAGAAGAAAAGGGAGAGAAAGAUAGCUUUUGAGGAAGAGGAACAUAAAGCCCUAGAAAAUUGGGAGAAAAAAAUGAGAGAAAGGAGAAGGCAACAAGGAUAUUUAUCUAAAUUACUUAACAAGAAACCGGAAAAUCUAGUAAUGAAUCAAGCUGAUGGAUAUAAAAAGACCCAAGAACGUAGGGAUAUUAUUGAUAAAGCUCUUCCUCUUGUUGAAGAUGGAAAAGGAUAUCGUUAUAAAAGCGAAUUUUGGAAUCAACACGAAUGGUUUGGUGGAGAGGAGACGGGAAUAUUUGCCGCCUUAUCGGAAUCCCAAAAAGGAAAUCACCAGCCGAUAGAAAAGGUUGGAGUUCCUCGUACUGUAAUGAGAGAGAAGGGUAUAGAUCCUCUACUACCGCCUUCAACUCCUAGUUCAAAACCUUGGCAUCAAACUCAAUAUUUGAAAAAACGUCAAGAACAGUUGGCGGAACUAGUUCGAGAAAUCGAUCCAUAUGAUCCGCAAUUUCAAACUUUGGAAGUAAUUGGCUCUAAUAAGCCGGUUGAGAUCGAUAGACUAGAACUGAAAAGUAGGGAAACAACUUUUACUAGAUCCGAAAACCAAAUGGGCGAUAUAGGCGAUAUUUUGACCGACGAUCCUCUAGCGGGAAUACCAGAUAUCCCAGCACCUGUUCAAGGACCUUCUAUCGUUAUAGAAGGUAAACAGUUAGACUGGGAGGGAGAUAGUCACUCAAAGUCUGAUGAGACUGCAUUAGUGGCAAGAGUUGUCUUUGAAUGUAUUUCUGGAGAGAGGAAAACGGAAAUGUUCCAAGUAAAAAACAAUGGAUCAACAGCUAUUUACUACAAUUGGAACAAAAUUGAAAAAUCAAAUCCAUUUGAUCAAGUUAAUCGGAAGAUUCAAAGAUUUUAUUUUAAUACAAAUGGAGGAGUUAUUUUGCCAGGAGAUACCAAAAGAUUCCCUAUCGUAUUUAAAUCUAGCAAUUACGGUAUCUUCUCAGAGACUUGGCAGUUUCAUACCCAUCCUGUUGUGGCGUCAGGAGCAAGUAUUUUUGUAACUUUGAAAGGAGUCGCCCUUCAGGUUGACAAGUAUGAAAAAGAGAGAAAGGACUUAGAGAUUAUGCUUACGCACAAAGAAGCUGAAGAAACUGUUGGAAUGAUUUUAGAGAGUAUUUUAAAUGGAGUUAGAACACCAGAGAGGCCAGCGACGCCUAUAGACGCGUACUUGACUGAAGCAGAGGAGUUUAAAAGAAAGAAUCCGACGCUUCUCUACUCCAGUGAUACGAUUGAAAAAUUGAAAUUAAUUUACAAAUCUACGCUACCCCCAACCGAAACAGAAGAAGCACGUGUAGAAUAUGUUUUAGCCAUUCUGUUAAAAUUGCAGGCAAUACUGUCGAUACCAGAAGAGGAGGACAGGAAGCAGGAUAUUCUGAGCCAAUUUAAUCAGCAUGUUUUUGCUUUAUCUCUUAAACCUGUGACGCCAAUAAGCGAGUUGCUUUAUCAACAUGCAUAUUCUAUUAUUUGUGACAUGGUUGAUCGCAUAUCAUCGACUGUAUCUGGCGUAAGACACCAACUAGGGCUACCUGAUACAGACACAGGAGAUAGUGUUAGCCUUAACCCCUUACAACCUGAACUCGAAAUGGCAGACAGCCUAGUUUCACUAUCCUCAGAUGGUGAGGGUAAAAAACAAUCUGCGCCAUCUGGUGGAAAAAAAGGUGUCAAGGAGAAGCCAAGCAAAGGUGGUAAAGAGGUCGGUUGAUUGAUUUUAUAUACAAUAUUUGUAUAGUUUAUCAAUGAUAAUAGUCGAUUAUGAAAAGACUAAACUGCUCUUUUUUAUAUAGCCUCGAGCCCAAACAAGAGGAGCAGUAACCCCAAAAUCUAGGUCUGUCGACAAAAUAGCGUCCUCUACGGGUGGAACAAUUAUUUCCUCGCCAACUCCUCCCACCGCUGAUCCCUUGUUAGCCAUAAAAUACAAGGAAAGAGUAUACACUCAGGUUUGAAAAAAUAACUGUCUAACACGUUUUCAUAGCUUAUUUUGAUUCCGAAAUUAUAAGUAGAAAUAACAUUGAUUUUAUACAGGCCUACAUGGUUUUCUACGAAACGAUAGACCGCAUGACAGGAAUAUUCGAAGGAGUGUACGAAACAGAGAGCCAAUUAAACAGCAAUCAUUGCCUCUGAUCAGUAGAUUAUACUCUCCGUCCAAAGAUUUGAUUAUUUCCUCUAGCACACUAUAAUUUCUUUUCUUAAAUUACACAUCAUCUAUUUGAAUAAACAAAGAUAUAUUCUA
Molecule: messenger RNA, 2850 nt
Organism: Dimorphilus gyrociliatus
Lineage: Eukaryota; Metazoa; Annelida; Polychaeta; Dinophilidae
Source: the annotation of a GenBank genome assembly